Molecule: messenger RNA, 1734 nt
Organism: Drosophila subpulchrella
Lineage: Eukaryota; Metazoa; Arthropoda; Insecta; Diptera; Drosophilidae
Gene: GC1
Product: mitochondrial glutamate carrier 1
Exons: 6
Coding region: 201-1166 (321 amino acids)
Biological process (GO): malate-aspartate shuttle; aspartate transmembrane transport; L-glutamate transmembrane transport
Molecular function (GO): L-glutamate transmembrane transporter activity; L-aspartate transmembrane transporter activity
Source: RefSeq, a predicted model, not a curated record
GAACGCAACGCAUAUGUACGUAUCGAGAGAGUGCGGCAAUCAAUUCAAUUUAAUAAAGGUGCUCGAUCCUAGUGGCAAACACGGCAAAUUACGUAAAAUCCGGCCCAAGUGCUCCCCCACUCCAGUGCUCCCAAUAAUAAUAAGUGCGCCAGCAAUAAUAAUAAUCUAGAAUCGAAGGGGUGUAUCACCUGUACAAAAGAAUGUCGGGCAGUGAAACCAACAAAACACCGCUGCAGCAGCCACAGCACCAACAAUUCGCCCUGCUUCCGAAGAUCAUCAACGGUGGAAUUGCGGGGAUCAUUGGCGUGACAUGUGUCUUCCCGCUGGAUUUGGUCAAGACGAGGCUGCAGAACCAGCAGAUCGGACCCAAUGGCGAACGCAUGUACAACAGCAUGUUCGAUUGCUUCCGCAAAACGUACAAGGCCGAAGGAUACUUUGGCAUGUACCGCGGCUCUGGCGUGAACAUCCUGCUGAUCACUCCUGAGAAGGCCAUCAAGUUGACAGCCAACGACUACUUCCGCCACAAGCUGACCACCAAGGAUGGCAAACUUCCGUUGACCAGCCAGAUGGUCGCCGGCGGCCUGGCCGGUGCAUUCCAGAUAGUCGUUACCACGCCCAUGGAGCUGCUCAAAAUCCAGAUGCAGGACGCGGGUCGAGUGGCGGCGGCGGCCAAAUUGGCCGGCAAGACGGUGGAGAAGGUGUCGGCCACCCAGCUGGCCUCGCAGCUCAUCAAGGACAAGGGCAUCUUUGGGCUGUACAAGGGCAUUGGAGCCACGGGAUUACGAGAUGUCACCUUCUCAGUCAUUUACUUCCCCCUAUUCGCUACUCUUAAUGAUCUGGGUCCCAGGCGUAGCGAUGGAUCUGGAGAGGCUGUGUUCUGGUGCUCCUUCCUGGCGGGUUUGGCGGCCGGUUCCACCGCUGCCCUGGCGGUCAAUCCAUUCGAUGUGGUCAAGACGCGUCUGCAGGCGAUUAAGAAGGCCGAUGGCGAGAAGGAAUUCAAGGGCAUAUCCGACUGCAUAACUAAGACGCUGAAGCACGAGGGACCCACCGCUUUCUUCAAGGGCGGUUUGUGCCGAAUGAUUGUGAUUGCUCCACUGUUCGGAAUCGCUCAGACGGUCUACUAUCUGGGCGUGGCCGAGGGUCUGCUGGGCGUCCAGAAAAAGUAGGGGGAAUGGUAUAGAUAGUCGCCCAGGCGGAUUGAAAAGACCGAAGCAUUUUAAGUCUACUCUCUGAAUGUUGAAUGUGUAUGUAUAUCGUGUUUAAAUGUUGUUACAGCUGUCCAUGAAUGUAAUCCGUGAAGUCUUUAAACUAAGCUAAAGUUAUCAAGCGGUGCGCUAGCCAGUCAAGUACCAAAUGCCGUUGUUAAAGUUUUCCCCAGUCCCAUUAACUUACUCAACAUUAUACAAUAUGAAUUUAGACCAUGGCAGAAGACAACUGAUGCUCCCAAUGACAAUAAGAUAUAACAACAUCAACGCUAAUAUUAUGUAAAUGGUUUGAUUUAUAUCAUAGUCUAUAACUGUUGUGUUUGGACACUCUCUCUAAUUAAUAUUGUUUCCUGAGAUAAACUCCGCUAGCCAUGAAUAAUUGCCUCAAAUUGUAUUAGUAAUGCAUUUUCCUUUGCUGCUAGGCGAAUGUUUAGCUUUUAGUAGCAUCCAAGAACAUGACUAGAGCAAUUGUAUGCUUUAUGAAAACCGUCAGAAAUGAACAAACGAAAUAUAUACUAUAUAACUAAAA